This is a messenger RNA of Cuscuta europaea, 2370 nucleotides long. Lineage: Eukaryota; Viridiplantae; Streptophyta; Magnoliopsida; Solanales; Convolvulaceae. The record is from the annotation of a GenBank genome assembly.
CUCAGUUCCACCGCGCCCCUGCCGUUCACUCCUCCAUUUCUUUGAGCUCUGUCUUCUCUAAUCGGCUGCUCCAUUUCUGCUCUUCGCCUCAGAUUUUGAGAGGUCCACCUUCAGCAUAGUUGUAACAAUGUGUUUCUUAUGAACAUCCUUGUCAAACAUGAUGAAUUCCGGAAUAUCAAGAAUAAACUAUUGGGCUGUUUUUCAUUCUUUUGUAUUUUGGGCCUUUAUUUCCUAUAUUGGGCCUUAGUUCUCUUUAAGCAUAUAUCAUAUAUAUUCUGAACAGUGUAAUAGGUAGGGUUAACGAUUCACAUACUUACUUUUCUUCUUCCGCAUCCAAAGAGCUCUGCGUUCUUCAUACUGCCUUUCUUUCAUUCAGACCAAUUCUUCAAUUCUACUGUUAAUAUGGUAUCAGAUUAGGUUUUGAUCCUACAAUCGUCUUCGUUUUUUCAUUUCUUCAUCUCGAUUUCUAUAAUCGAUUUGUUUCUUCUCUGAAUCCUUCGAUUCAUAACCCUAGUUCUUCCUUCGCAAAACUUUAUUGCGAUGAAUUCGAAUGCUUCAUUCCCUUUAAAUCCUACUGAAGAUCCAUCUUCUCCUUAUUUCUUGCAUCCGAGCGAUCACGUUGGCUUACGUAUCAUCUCUGAAGUGCUUAAUGGUGAAAACUUCAAUGCCUGGAAGAAGUUUGUCACGAUGGCCUUUAGCGUCAAGAACAAGAUGGCAUUCAUUGAUGGCUCAAUCACUCAACCGACUCCAGAUAAUGCUGUUGCUUAUUCAGCCUGGUAUCGUAUCAAUGCUCUACUUCUUUCUUGGUUAAUUUACUCAAUUACUCCUGAGAUUCGCUCUACUUUCUAAUACUUUACCUCUGCUAAAGAUCUUUGGGAUGAAAUCCAGCUUAGGUAUAGUAAAAGUGAUGGUCCUCAAGUUUUCUACCUAGAAAAAACCCUAGGUAAUAUUUCUAAGGGUACUCAGACUGUUACAGCCUACUAUAAUGUGUUUAAAGGCCUUUGGGAUGAAUAUGUCAAUUUCAAAACACUUCCUUCUUGUUCUUGUGGUUUAUGCACCUGUAAAAUCAAUGAGAAAUAUCAAUUACUGCUUCAGAAAGAAUCUGUUCAAAAGUUUCUGGUUGGUCUAAAUGAUUCCUAUUCCAAUUUAAGGAGUCAAAUUCUUCUCCAAACACCUUUUCCUAGCCUUUCUAAUGUCUACUCUUUCUUUCUACAAGAAGAGUCUCAAAGAAAUCUUCAACAUCCACUCAAUUCUGUUCCAUUUCCUUCUAACAACAACACUCAUGAUCCUCCUAAUGCUGAUUCGGUUGCCUUCUUAGUCAAAAACUCUAACAACAAAAAGAAAUCUAUCAUUUGCAAUCAUUGUGGCUAUCAAGGACAUUAUGCUGAUAAAUGCUUUCAAGUCAUUGGAUAUCCUCCCAACUGGAAAGGACCAAAAGGGCUCAGAAUUGCUCCUGGCUUCAAACAGCCUACACAAUCUACACAUUCUACAAAGAAUACUCAUGCUCAUCUAGCCAAUACAACCAAUGAUUCCACCUCUACUGACUUAGAUCUCUGUGAUCCUACUCUGUAUAACAAAUUUCUUGAGUUCAUGAAAACUCAGAAUGAUAAAUCUGCUUCUGCUAAUGUUGUUAUGGCUGUCUCACCACAUGAUCACUCACCUGAUGCUUCUUUAUUUCUAGGUAAUCAUUCUGCUUUCUUAUCUACUGCUAAAUCUUCUACUUGGAUUCUUGACACUGGUGCUUCUGACCACAUGACUCACAAUUUCAGUUUAUAUACUUCUUCACCUAAACCUAUAUCUAUUAAUAUUCAAUUACCUACUGGUUCUUUCAUUAAUGCUACUCAUAUAGGUGAUAUCAAAAUCAAUAAUGAUUUUACUCUUCACAAUGUAUUAUAUGUUCCUCAGUUUAAUUUUAAUCUUAUAUCUAUAUCUAGUCUUGUUUCACAUGAGAAUAUUUAUGUUCACUUUACUUCUAAUCAUGCUACUUUGCAGGAUCUGCUCACCAACAAAAUGAUUGGCUAUGCUGAUCUUCAAAGUGGACUUUAUAUCUACAAUACUUCUAAACUUUUUCUUUCCAAUAAACUGUCUCUUGUUAAUUCUGCUAAUAUUCCGUCUUUAGACAAUAAAAAUGAUGUUUGGCACUAUAGACUAGGCCAUCUGCCUUUCAACAAACUAAAAUCUAUUGUUGAUUGUACUGCUCAUCCUCAUAUGAAUAAAAACAUUCUUUGUGAUAUAUGUCAUUUUGCUAAACAAAAACGUUUACCUUUUCCUGAUAAUACUUCUUAUGCUUCUCAUGCUUUUGAUCUUGUUCAUAUGGAUGUAUGGGGUCCUUUUAGAGUUCAAUCUUAUUCUGGUUUCAGAUAUUUUUUA